GGUCCGCCUCUCCUCCCCAACUCAAUUCAGCUGUUUCGUCGCAAAGCGUCCAAGUGGCAGAGGAAAGGGAAAGGAGAGGGGGGCGACUGGUGUCCUAGAGAAGGAAGAAAAGUAAACGGAAUUAAGUAUUAGCACCACCCGUCAGCAGAAAGUUGAAGCGGCACUACUUUGAAGUCGCAGCUUUGGUCCAUGCAGAGACAGUCUAUGGUGUAAACACGUUAGUGGAGUUGUGACAUUGCGCGGUGAGCGACACGGCACAGGGAAAGGUCUCCUCCCAGUCUGUUGACGGAUACAGCUCGGCUCCAGUGAAAGGACACACGGCAGGACCUGACUAUACUACCUCGGCCAGUGCUGUGGUGCCCAGGAUGUCUUCGAAGGCGCACAGUUCCAACAACAUCGCCCACGCCCGGCGGACGGUGCAGCAGCUGAGGAUAGAGGCCAGCAUCGAGAGGAUAAAGAUCUCCAAGGCCUCUGCAGACCUCAUGAACUACUGCAAUGAACACGCCAGGAACGACCCCCUGCUCAUCGGCAUCCCCGCCUCAGACAAUCCCUUCAAGGACAAAAAAACCUGCACUAUAUUGUAGUGGACGCCACUUAGCUUUGAUGUGUUUUUUGCUUAUUAAUGUCGCUGUAUUCUUUUUGUUGGGAUAAGUGCUGGGGGGUGGGGGGGGGGGGGGGGGGUGUCAUCAUCACCAUGUGUUCUGUUAUUUUUUCUGGACAGCAGUGUGUGAUGAGCGCUCCCCUUAAGCUCGGACCACUAGCAGGGAGAAGUUGGCCUCCUCCUCAGUGAUGCAUUUGGUUCUUCUUCAUGUCAGCAUGUCUCCUGUUCAUCUGCCAGUGACUUUUCUCUCUCUCUGGUUUGCCUUAAUGGAUUGAUACAGGCAAAGUUACCUUUUUAGAAUCUUAAAUACAUUUUAGUUUAAGGCGAGACACUACAGGCUAAAAAAAAUGGUCAUCCUCCUUUCAGUUUCGGGAGCUUUACUCUAACAUGUAUCUUUCAAAACAUUCAAAAUACACAUUAAGUCAUUAUUUUCCACUUUUUGAGCUUGUGGAUUGCUCAAAUUCACCCAAAGUUAGGCAUUUGAUGAUGUCAUUUGUUUGCAUAUUUCUACAAACACUUUCAGAACGACUUGUAAUACAAAAAAAAAUGGUCUUAUUCGAGGUGAAUAACUGAAGUUUCAUACUGAUAUAGAUAUUACUGUCUCUGCAAAGGCUAACAUGCCUGUCUCCCCCCCCCCCACACACAUACACGCCUGAAAUGCCUUCAUUGGACUCCUUUGUUUACUUUUGUAACAUAGUGACAUCACUAUGUAACACUGUAUUGGCUAGCGCUCCAACACAUUGUACGUGAUAGGCUAAGGGGCGGGACAUAUCUAAGCGGUUGACCAAUCAUUUAUAUAAGAUGUUAUUCCUAAAAGCACGUUGUUGAAAAGCAUAUUUUUAAUACAAAGAGAAAUCCCAAAUUCCUAGUAAAAAUGCCUGAGAUUUGAAAGGCUGGAUUUAUCCAAUGUUUAGAUUCCUGAAAAGGAAAUUAAUGCAAAUUAGCACAUAUUAUUUCAUUCCCUCAUUUGCAUAUUUUCAUGUAGAAUUUCAAGAAAUCCACCUGUAGUGUUUCGCCUUAAAUGAAUAAUAAUGCUUCCCACCAGUGUUUUAAAGAUGGCCUUUAUUCCAGUGUUGCCAUGAAGUGUCUCUAAUUAAUGACAGUACUGGUAAAACUCAAAGUAUUCUGCAUCCCGGCCGACUGGCUGCGACAAUCAGUAUGUACCAUGAUACAAUGUUGUCUUGAAUGAGAGACACAUUCCAUACAAACAUCUAUAAUCCAAGAAGAUCUAUGCUCAGAUUAAAGCCUUUGGGAUGAUAUGACUGGGAUGUCAGCUGCACAAUAUGGAGUGAAUGAAGCAACAAGGAAAAUCUUCGGGCACGUUCUUUUUUGAUAUGGUAAAUUAAAAGCCAAACCAAUGAUACUACUUUUAAAAAAACACCUCAAUGGAGUGGUGCAGUAAUGAGUACUGAAACCUGGAGAUGAGUUGACACACACAAUCCAUCGUGUUGUAGGUUGAUUGAAGCGUAGCGUUAGCCGAUAGCAUUGACCCUUCAAAAAUCAUAAAGCAGUGUUAAUAUAAGAUGAUCCUACUGAACAGAACAUGCAAGUAUCAGAAACCAGCCACAGAGCUUAUUUUCUGCAUUAUACCCGAAUCUAAUAGAACAAAUCCAUUGCUUUUUGUCACGGCAGCGCUCUGCGAUGCUAACUUCUGGGUCGGCCUACAAUAAUAGGUCAUCACUGCACCACUCUAGGCGUCUGAAUGAGUCUGUUUGUAGCUUUUCCUGCUAAAAAAAAAGUUCUGUGGUACGAUAGUUUUGGGACACUGAGCUACGAUUACCUGAAGUGUGUAUGUGCUAUCCUCAAGUGUUUAUAGGUUCAGGUACGUUAAUGAUAAAAACCACUCCCCCAGUACUGCUCUCACAUUCUUCAUGUUUUUGAAUUUGUGUCGGUGUUCAGACUCGUGAUUCUCUGGGUGACGUGAGAAAAAUUCUUAAUGUCUUACACUUCUAAGCCUUACUUAUGUUUGCCUUGUUUUGUGAAGAACACUCCACCUGGAGUACUUUCUUUAAAAAAAAAGUUCCUAUCAAAUGUUCUACUUGUGGGAAGAUUUGUAACAUGGUGCCAUCGGUUUUCAUGUCACUAACUAAACAUGUUUCUGUGUUUCCCUUUGUGGUGCUCCUCUCUCAGUAUCCAUAAUCUGUUUUUAACCAGUGGGUUUUUUAUGAUUUCUUACUUGCAAUAAAUAAAUCCUACAUGCCCCUUAAGGAUCAGAUUACCACUGCCAUGUCAUGAUUUUCCUGUCCUUUCAGCGACUCCGCAACUGCCUUACUGCACCACUGAUAGAUUAAUUUAACUGUCAAAAUCUUGACUUUUGAUAAACGUCUUUAUUAAUAUACCGAUCUUUGUAUGACGACCUAACUGAGAUGUAUAAAGUGAAGCUUUCCUGCAGUUCUACGCUGUGCUAAUAUCUCAAUAAAGGUGUCAAAAGAUGA
Messenger RNA from Eleginops maclovinus (Patagonian blennie), 3036 nucleotides. RefSeq names its product guanine nucleotide-binding protein G(I)/G(S)/G(O) subunit gamma-12. Gene Ontology annotation, biological process: G protein-coupled receptor signaling pathway. Bases 366 to 584 code for a protein of 72 amino acids. The transcript is spliced from 3 exons. NCBI's taxonomy places the organism in Eukaryota, Metazoa, Chordata, Actinopteri, Perciformes, Eleginopidae. Gene Ontology annotation, molecular function: G-protein beta-subunit binding. Gene Ontology annotation, cellular component: heterotrimeric G-protein complex. The record is from RefSeq and is a predicted model, not a curated record.